CGAGUCAGCUAAUAUCAGCACAUCUUUAGAAACUCUGAGGAGAGCGGUCUCAGUGGAAUGGUUUUUCUUAAAGCUUGACUGAAAAGAAUCUGAUGUCUAGUAUUUUUUAUGUAAGUACUUUCUGUUGGUAGAUGAAUACCAGUUUUGGGGGGUGUGGCUUCUCGGCCGUUGAACAGGUAGCUUGAUGCCCUGUUAUAAAUAAGGUAAGUCACCGUCUUUGGCAGUAACUGGGAUUUGCUUAGCUGCUGUCUGUUACAUCCAGUGGGAGUUCGUAUCUACAAAACUGCAAACAUGAUCUGUGAAGUAAUCAAGCUUGAAGCAUUCCAGAAAAUGCUGCAAGAGUCCGGUGACAAGCUGGUGGUUGUGAACUUCACAGCAACAUGGUGUGUCCCCUGCAGGACCAUUUUUCCGGUGUUUGUUGACUUGUCAGAACAACCAGACAACAAGAAUGUGGUUUUCCUGAAGGUGGAUGUGGACAGGGCUCCAGAAAUUACUAAGGCUUGUGGUGUUCUUUGCACACCUUUAUUCCAGUUCUACAAGGCGGGUGAUAAGGGGGAGUUCACCGGUGCCGAUGCCGAUCAACUGAACAAACUGCUGACAGAAUGGAGAAAUAAAUAAAAGUCAGACUGACCAGAGCAGAAAAAACACUGUAUGAUGUAUGAGUAACCUGUGUUACCUCUGUAUGGAUUUAAUAAAUGAAUCCAACCUUAA
Oryzias melastigma (Indian medaka) is the source of this 711-nucleotide messenger RNA. RefSeq names its product thioredoxin. The coding region runs from base 292 to 618 and encodes 108 amino acids. The transcript has 5 exons. NCBI's taxonomy places the organism in Eukaryota, Metazoa, Chordata, Actinopteri, Beloniformes, Adrianichthyidae. The record is from RefSeq and is a predicted model, not a curated record.